Pseudoliparis swirei is the source of this 1525-nucleotide messenger RNA. RefSeq names its product BRCA2 and CDKN1A interacting protein (gene bccip). The transcript is spliced from 7 exons. Bases 42 to 947 code for a protein of 301 amino acids. NCBI's taxonomy places the organism in Eukaryota, Metazoa, Chordata, Actinopteri, Perciformes, Liparidae. Gene Ontology annotation, cellular component: nucleus. The record is from RefSeq and is a predicted model, not a curated record.
CCCGCCCACUCUGUCGACUCGCGUGUUGCCAGUUUGCAAGCAUGGCUUCUUCAGCGAAGAAAAGAGCAGUAGAUGUGGUUACAAAUCCCGAGGAAAGUGUAAACUGCUCCGAUGAGGACCCAGAGGACGAUGGUGAUUCCGGAGAGGACAGCGGGGAAUCCGAGGAGGAGAUCAAUGAGGAAGUCAUGGUUGAUUUUGAAGCACACGCCAUCUCAAACAACCACUACGAUGGUGUCAAGAAACUCUUGCAACAGCUCUUCCUGAAGGCUCAUGUAAAUAUUUCUGAGAUGACCGACCUCAUCAUUCAACAAAAUCACAUUGGAAGUGUCAUCAAGCAAGCUGAGGUGCCGGAAGACAGUGACGAUGAAGACCCUGAUGAAGUAUUUGGCUUCAUCACCCUGCUCAACCUUACAGAAAGAAAGGAUGUGCAAUGUGUGGAGGAGCUGAAGGAGCUGAUCCUGGAUCAGUGUGAGAAGUGCUCUACUCCCAGUAUGACGGAAGAGCUAGAGCAGAUCUUCAACGACGCCGACAAGCCGGUUGGGCUUCUGCUGACUGAGCGCUUCAUCAACGUGCCCCCACAGAUCGCCCUCCCACUGCACAAACAGCUCCUGGAAGAACUAGAGGACGCUCAGAGGACAAAUAAGCCCAGUGGGAAGUGUCACUAUAGUCUGAUGAUCAGCAAGACCUGCAAAGAGGCUAAGAGUGUUCCAGCCAGAGGAGGAGCUCCCAAAGAGGAAUACUUGUUUAUCAAUGCAGAGGAGGAAUUCUUCUAUGAGCAAGCCGUCAUAAAGUUCCACUACUCGGUCCAGGAAGAAACCGACUCCUGUUUGAGCGGCAGGUGGUCGUUUGACGACGUGCCCAUGAAACCUUUCAGGACCGUGAUGCUGAUACCAGCAGACAGAAUGCCUGCGAUUAUGACCAAACUCAAAGAAUACCUAACUGUGUGACCCAAUAAACUAUGACAGCUGUGCAUGACUCAUGGAAAUUGUUCAAAAUACUUUUGAGACUAGAAGAAAAAUAUUUUGUUCCCGACACCUACAGUAUUGCCAGCAUUAUCCCCCUGAAAUUUAGUACAUGCUGUGCAGUGUCAGUUAAAAGACAUUUUAGAGAAGCAGUUUUUACAACGUCUGGUUCCCUUUAUUAUACCCUGCUCAUACUGCACACAUAAUUGUUGUCAUGUGAAUAUGAAAUAGAAAUACUGUAUGCAUUUUUUUUCAUAAAGACUUGUUUAUAGCAAGAUUAUGAAGCAUCUUGUGUUUGACAACUGAUGCGUGGAGUCCAGUCUCCCGGGUGGAGGGUUUCCAUUUGCAAUAAAAUGUAAUUACUGAACGGUAAAGCUCUAUAAAUGUGGCCAAUCGAUAGCAGUUCCAGAUUUCUGAUUCACAACUUUGUAAAAAGCCAAUUCUCACAAAUGUUAUCUGGAUUCAUGAACUGGAACCUGCUGAAUACAAGUUUCUGAGGAUUUUCUUAGUAAACAUCUCUGUAGAUCUUUUGCCAUCUAUAAUUAAUAAAUGCUUUAUAUCUA